CGGGAGGCUCGGCGCGGCCGUUGGGGCCGUUGGAGGAGGAAGGCGAGCGGUGACCCCCGGCCGCGCCUGGAGGAGGAGGUGGGAGGACAGGGAACAACUUACUGGUGAAACCUGGAGACGCUGGAGAACUAAAUUCACAGACUGAGAGAGAUGCCUACAUAGAAGAGUGACAGCAGCUGGGCUGAAUGUUUCACUGCUGAACUGGUUCCUCAGGUAUCCUGGCUCUGGCGAUUGCUAUGGGAGAUUGGAUGACUGUUACAGAUCCAGGUCUGUCUUCAGAAAGCAAAUAUAUCUCUCAAUAUACCUCAGAAACAAAGAUGUCUCCAUCAAGUUUAUACUCACAGCAAGUGCUAUGCUCUUCAAUACCUUUAUCAAAAAAUGUGCACAGUUUUUUUAGUGCCUUCUGCACAGAAGAGAAUAUUGAACAAAGUAUUUCAUAUCUUGAUCAGGAAUUGACUACUUUCGGUUUUCCUUCAUUAUAUGAAGAAUCCAAAGGUAAAGAGACAAAGAGAGAAUUAAAUAUAGUUGCUGUUUUAAAUUGUAUGAAUGAGCUACUUGUACUUCAGCGGAAGAACCUUCUAGCUCAGGAAAAUGUGGAAACACAGAAUCUGAAACUGGGAAGCGAUAUGGACCAUCUGCAGAACUGCUAUGCAAAACUUAAGGAGCAGCUGGAAACCUCCAGGAGAGAAAUGAUUGGUCUUCAGGAAAGAGACAGACAGUUACAAUGCAAGAACAGGAAUUUGCAUCAGCUACUGAAAAAUGAGAAAGAUGAGGUGCAGAAAUUACAAAACAUUAUUGCAAGUCGAGCUACUCAAUAUAAUCAUGAUAUGAAGAGAAAAGAGCGUGAAUAUAAUAAACUAAAGGAACGUCUACAUCAACUUGUUAUGAACAAGAAGGAUAAAAAAAUAGCUAUGGAAGUUUUAAAUUACGUGGGGAGAGCAGAUGGAAAAAGAGGCUCCUGGAGGACGGGUAAAACUGAAGCCAGUUUCUUUCUCAGGAACGAAGAUGAAAUGUAUAAAAUUCUCUUGAAUGAUUAUGAAUAUCGUCAGAAACAAAUCCUAAUGGAAAAUGCUGAACUUAAGAAGGUUCUUCAGCAAAUGAAAAAGGAAAUGAUUUCUCUUCUUUCUCCCCAAAAGCAGAAACCUAGAGAAAGAGCAGAUGAUAGUACAGGAACUGUUAUCUCUGAUAUUGAAGAAGAUGCUGGGGAACUGAGUAGAGAGAGUACGUGGGACCUUUCCUGUGAAACUGUGAGAGAGCAGCUUACCAACAGCAUCAGAAAACAGUGGAGAAUUUUGAAAAGUCAUGUAGAAAAACUUGAUAACCAAGUUUCAAAGGUACACCUAGAAGGUUUUAAUGAUGAAGAUGUAAUCUCACGUCAAGACCAUGAACAAGAAACUGAAAAACUUGAGUUAGAAAUUCAACAGUGUAAAGAAAUGAUUAAAACUCAGCAGCAACUUUUACAGCAGCAGCUCGCUACUGCGUGUGAUGAUGACACCACUUCACUGCUCCGAGACUGUUACUUGUUGGAAGAAAAGGAACGCCUCAAAGAAGAAUGGUCCCUAUUUAAGGAGCAAAAGAAGAAUUUCGAGAAAGAAAGACGAAGCUUUACAGAAGCAGCUAUUCGCCUAGGAUUGGAGAGAAAGGCAUUUGAAGAAGAAAGAGCCAGUUGGUUAAAGCAACAGUUUCUAAAUAUGACUACCUUUGACCACCAGAACUCAGAAAAUGUGAAACUUUUCAGUGCCUUCUCAGGAAGUUCUGAUCGGGACAACCCUACAGUACACUCGAGGCCACGGCAAAAGAAGCCUCACGGUGCGCCUAGUGGGUCUCCAGUUUGCACGUCUAAACUUACUAAAUCUCUUCCUGCUUCUCCUUCGACUUCAGACUUUUGCCAGAUGCGUUCCUGUGUAUCUGAAUAUAGCAGUUCUAUCAGUGUACUAAAUACAACCCCUGAAGAAUCUAAGCCAAAUCAGGUUGGAAGAGAAUGUACAAAUCAGAAGUGGAGCGUGGCAUCAAGGCCUGAUUCACAGGAAGGUUGCUGUAGUGGAUGCUCCUCGACCCACGCAGAUGCUCACAUAGAGAAGGAUGACUUACCUUAGACAUGUGAACUGGGAUUUUGUUUUUUUUUCAUUAACAUGUUCAUCAAAUUUCACAUCUGAGUUGAAACAGGGUGUGUUAUAAAGUCAAUCAUCUCUAAUAAUUUAAAAUGGUCUGUGUUGUUUGUUUGGACUUCCCUGUCCCUCCCCCAAAGAGCUAAAAUGUUAAAUCUAUUUAAAAGGAUAUAAAAGCUUUGGAUAUGUAUUUUUAGUAACAGAAGCACCUGGUUCUGUGAAUAAAGGAAUGUAUAAACGUCUGGAUGCAAACAAAGCACUAGAAUGAGUUUCCUCUUAUAGGUAUUAAAAAUAGCACUUUUAGGAAACUGAUUAUUGUAAAUGUUUAAUUUUGUCUCAUAUAUAGUUGGCAUUGGAAGUUUAGCCUUUCCUUGAAUGUAUACUGUAGCUUUUUAACAAAGCAAGUUAUAUAUUUAUUAUGUUUAGUGUGAUUUGAAAUACCCUCUUUCAUAUGUUUUAAAUAAAGUGAAAUUUAUGUAUGUUUUGUACAUAGAUAUACAUGAUUAUGUUAAGAGGCUUUAAGAUUUAAAGAUUUUACACAUCCAUAAUUAUAGUAUUUCAUGCCAAUAAAAUUUUUGUUAGUGAUAUUCUGUUUACAGAUGUAUUAGAGCCAUUGCCACCUUAUGUUUAAGAAUUUUUUGAACCCAUCUGAGCAAUAAAUACUGAAAAGGUAUUCCAUGAAGCCAAGUUCUUUAGAUCAUUAACAUUACUAAUGUUACAUUUUGGAGAUUUCUGUAGCAUUAGGUUCUUUUAAUAUGCAGGAUACUACAAUUUUUCAAAGGAUUAUUGAUUUUAGCGUAAUAGAGGUAAGACAAGAGUACCUUUGGAUGAAACAAUUUAAGAAUAUUGGCUUAGGAUAUUUGGAUGAUAGAAGAUAUUAAGAUAUUUAAGAUGUUUGGAUGGUGAUAUUUUCUCUACCAGAUGGGUACCCAUACCGUAACACCUGUACCAGCAAAGGCUUUGUAUAGUUGCCAGUAAUUCUUUAAUAAUUUUUCAAUGAGAUAUUUACUGAUAAGGAAAUCUGAUAACAUAAAAGCAUCAGAUUUUAUAGUCCAGAUAUGAUACUCUGGACAAACUUGUCAUUUCACUUUCAGGACUGAUUGCAUGAUUCUUCAUGGUUGUUAUUGUUAUUAUUAUUGAUAGUAAGAAUAAUGUAAGUGUGGGCCCAAGCACUUUCCUAGAAUUUUCAUCAGAAAGCUUUAAGUACCUAACUCUAUUUGUCUCUGCAUGUAGAAGCCUACACAUACCCAGUCCUUGCUAUAGGUAUUGUAGUUUAGGCCCAUCUGCCUUCCCAUUUUCUAGCAGUUUAACCAUUUGUAUUCACUCACCUGGUUGUGGCUGUUCAGUUUAAAUUUGUCAUGUUAAAAAAGUACUUUUGUCGGGCUUCCCUGGUGGCUCAGUGGUUGAGAGUCCACCUGCCAAUGCAGGAGAGGCCACAACAGUGAGAGGCCCAUGUACUGGGGAAAAAAAAAAAGUACUUUUGUCAUCCACUCACUCACUAUAUAUAUAUAACUCUUUGGAGUUGCGUAGCAGCAGCCAUUUUUUCAGGGUUAAUAGCAUAUUAUUGAGUAUCUUGUAAGACAUUAGUGAAAGUGCUCAUGAGAAAGUACCACAUUUAUAGUCUCAAAAAGCUGGCUCUUGAGCAAAAGCAAAUUAGUCACCACAUUCAGCUUGGUGCAUGCCCCUUUUUUACCAUUUAAAAAUAUUAGAAAUGAUGCAGAAUUUCAGAAGUAGUACUGUACUCCAAAGGAAGAAACAGCUGUGAUAUCGUUCUUUUGCUACUGAGCAAUAACGUGAUCAAAGAAAAGCAAUCAAAUUUUCUAAAUAGGCAGUGAUACAUUUGUCAAGAAUUGGGGUUUUCUUUUCAGGGCUUUCCAUGAUAUACUUGGCUAGAAACAGUGUUCUAAUUUUUAGAGUAAUCUCUUUUAGGAAUAUUGCAUUCCACAAUGAUGAAUUUCUACAAAGCAGCAUCAGUUUUUUGUUUUUUUCAUUUUAAAGUUGGUUGAAUUCUCAUAUUGGAGAGAGAAAUUCCCUUGAGACUUACUUUGAAAUCUAAGGUGUGAAAGAAACAGUAAAAUGAAAGCCAGGAUCAUUGUGCUUUUGAUAAAAGAUCUGCCAGUAGUUGUAUGUUUUACUUAACAGCGUAGAGUUUGCUUUACAUUCCGGCUCCAGUGAUGAUUCCUAGUCAUGCUAAACUUCCUAGAAUGUUGAAACGGUUUCCAUGCUGGAUAACUCCUGACUCCACACAUAAAACUCCUAGAUUUUAUUUGCCUUCCCUCUCUAGGUGUUUGCAGUUUACUAGUAAUACAGCCGUGCUGCAGUCUUGCAUUUAGCCAAGAUGAGGUGAGAGAGAACCAUGUUCACUUUUGCUUGAAAGUCUUCCUGACCAUUUUCAGUGUCUUCUUCUUUAUCAGGAUGCAGAUCUGAAACAUUCCGUGCCUUAUUUGUUUUUAUCCAUUUUGAAUUUUCAAAGCAUAAAGGUGGCAAAGAAAAUUUAAGAGAUUUUAUUUCCUACUCUUAAAUGUUUAUAUCUUCAAUUUAUGAUGAGAAACUUAAUAGAACAAUCCUACCAGAAAAUUAAGAUUAAACUUAAUAAAUAGGUACUUUCUUGUAGAAGCAAUGUAUUAAAUGUGUAGGUUCACGGAGCAAUCCAUGGCAAAUUGUUUUCCUCAUGGUAUAAUUAAAAUACUGUCGUUACUUAGAAUUGCAUUUUUCAUACUUUUGCUGACCAGACUUGUUCAUAGGCCUAUGGUAACACUUUUUUGGGGGAAACAUAUUCCAUAGUACAUGGUGAGAAGGAGAGCGCCCUAGAAUCCAGUUUUGACCUGCCCUGGUGGAGCGUUUGAAAACGCCCGGAAUGCCAGGAGAGGUUUUGCAGUGUGUACGCGCGGAACGCUGUGAGCUAGCAAACCCCUUAUGUGAUUGCCCUGUUGUAAAAGUCUUGAACACCUGUUGCCUGAUGUAAAUCAUGUUCUUAUUUCUAGAUUGGAUUUAAACUAAGUAUGGGUCUUGGAAGUCUAGUAAAUAUACUUCUCCCUAUGUUUGUCCUUAAUUUUUUUCAUUCUUUUCAUAAGCAUAUAAAAGUAACUGCUGUGUGUCAGGGCUUAUUACUACCUUUUGUUACUGGGGAGGGAAAGACAACUAAGCAUGCUCCCUGCCACUGAGAAUCUCUGGGUUGAGUGGAAGACCAGCUGUAUAAACCUAAAUUGUCAUAAACAAUGGGAGAUGCUGUUCAGACAUUCGGUCUGGUGAUAAAACUUGGACUCGUUGUUCUGCUCCAGGAUCACGUAUCCGUCUCCUAACAGUGACGUGGCAAGCUUCUAGUUAAAGAGUCUUUGCAUUAUUUCCUAUGGGAAGAACUAUGUAAUUAAUAUAUUACUGUUUUGUUUUUGUUGGGUGUUGGGUUUUGUUUUUGUUUUCUACAAUCAAAAUACCUGCAAAGCAGCAUUAAGAAUUUCUGCCCACAAGAACAUGUAUUAUUAUCUAAUAGAAAAAGAAUUUACAAAGAUUUGGGCCAUGUAGAUAAGGAUAAUAAGAUAGGUUAUUCUAGUCAUUUCUCUAAAUAUGUUUUUAUCAGGUUGGAUGUAGAUUAAAGUGGAAUGGACUGAUUAAAUUAUUUGAUUUCUAUAAAAAUA
Molecule: messenger RNA, 5743 nt
Organism: Aethalodelphis obliquidens (Pacific white-sided dolphin)
Lineage: Eukaryota; Metazoa; Chordata; Mammalia; Artiodactyla; Delphinidae
Gene: SSX2IP
Product: SSX family member 2 interacting protein
Exons: 15
Coding region: 237-2096 (619 amino acids)
Biological process (GO): intraciliary transport involved in cilium assembly
Cellular component (GO): ciliary basal body; centriolar satellite
Source: RefSeq, a predicted model, not a curated record